Molecule: messenger RNA, 5860 nt
Organism: Nerophis ophidion (straightnose pipefish)
Lineage: Eukaryota; Metazoa; Chordata; Actinopteri; Syngnathiformes; Syngnathidae
Gene: clasp2
Product: cytoplasmic linker associated protein 2
Exons: 44
Coding region: 559-5157 (1532 amino acids)
Biological process (GO): mitotic spindle assembly
Cellular component (GO): mitotic spindle; spindle microtubule; microtubule organizing center
Molecular function (GO): microtubule binding
Source: RefSeq, a predicted model, not a curated record
CCAGCUUCCAGCGGUUGAUGCUGGCUUGAAUACAUUCUCCCGCGGCUCCGCGCCUCUUCACACCGCCUGAACGCAUCUCCGCUAAUAUUCCCGUCGGAAGUCGUCGGCUAUCCCGCCCCGCAGGACCAGAGCGAAGUGCCGGCUAAACUCCUCCAGCUGGCAUCUUCGAAGACUUCCCGGAAUAAGAAGCGCUGAGUCGGGAAAGCUCGGCGCCAAAGGCCCCGAAGCUAAGCUAGCAUUGUUUGCUAACUAGCCGGCUAGCAUAACACAUCGCGAUUAAAAUAAAAUAAUAUUUUUUGUUUUUUUGUGCCGCUUCUUUUUGACGCUGACUUUACGCGACAACAUCUCGUUUUUUAUUUUUUUUUUGCACUUUGUGGAAGUUUGUGGUGUUUUUGCAGCACAUGUGAGGUCUUUUGCCGGCCAGAGUGAUGACGGCGGAGUAGUCAACGAGACGGACUCCAGACGUUCCACAGUCUUCGUCCAUUUACUUGAUUUAAACCUCGCCCCGGGUUUCUCUCCCCCUGUCCCGGUGUCUGCUGGCCCCCCCACUCCUCCCCGAUGGAGGACCAUGACAACAUGGACUAUUUCUACCAGCAGGUGUUGCAGAAAGAUGUCAGUCGCAGGUUGCAGGUCGGCCAAGACUUCAUCGACUACCUGAGGGACCCCAGUCGUUCCACGGACGUGGAGCAGGAUAAGUCCCGGCUGGACAAGACCGUGGACGAGCUGACGGGAUGGGUCAACUCCAGCAACUACAAGGUGGCGCUGUUGGGAAUCGACACCUGUGCUGCAUUUGUGGACCGCCUGGGAGAGCGCUUCAGAGGGCACCUGGGCACAGUCCUGCCAGCACUGGUGGACCGACUGGGAGACGGAAAGGACCAGGUCCGGGAGAACAGCCAAGCGCUCAUCCUCCGCUGCAUGGAGCAGACAGCCUCGCCCAUGUACGUCUGGGAACGACUCCUUCCUUUUUUUAAACAUAAGAACUUCCGCAGCCGGGAAGGACUCUGCCUCUGCCUCAGUACCACGCUCGGACUGUACGGCUCGCGCUCGCUGAGCCUCAGCAAGAUAGUUCCUCAUCUCUGCACUCUUACUGGAGACCAAAACCCUCAGGUACGAGAGGCCUCCAUCACAACUAUCGUCAACAUUUACCGUCACGUUGGCGAGCGGGUACGAGCAGACUUGGCAAAGAGAGGACUCCCUGCUGCACGGUUACAGACCAUAUUCGCCCGCUUUGAUGAAGCUUUGAAUUCGGGCAACAUGGCUCUCAGCCCCAGUCACGAUCGUAGUUUCGAUGAUGACGACAGCGUGGAUGGCGUCCGCUCCUCGGCCUUCAAGGUCCCCAAAGUUCCCAAGAAACCCGUCGAGUCGUCGUCCGCGCGCAGGCCCAGCGCCACCGGCGACAAGCAAGGGUCCAAGGAAAGCGCAGGGGCAGUGGAUGAAUACGACUUCAUCAAAGCCUUCACAGAUGUCCCUGUUGUGCAGAUCUAUUCGUCCAGGGAUCUUGAGGACAACCUGAACAAGAUCCGGGAGAUCUGCUCUGAUGACAAGCACGACUGGGACCAUCGCGCCACCGCUCUGAAGAAAAUCCGCUCCCUGUUGGUGGCCGGCGCUACCACCUACGACUGCUUCUACCAGCACCUCCGCCUUCUGGAUGGAGCCUUCAAGCUGUCGGCAAAAGACCUGCGGUCCCAGGUGGUCCGAGAGGCCUGCAUCACUGUGGCACAUCUUUCUUCCGUGUUGGGGAACAAGUUUGACCACGGGGCCGAGGCCAUCGUACCGGUCCUCUUCAACCUCAUCCCAAACUGUGCCAAAGUCAUGGCCACUUCUGGUGUGUCCGCUAUCCGCAUAAUCAUUCGGCACACGCACGUCCCGCGCCUCAUUCCCUUGAUAACCAGUAACUGCACCACCAAGUCCGUGGCUGUUCGCAGGCGCUGCUUUGACUUCUUGGACCUGCUGCUCCAGGAGUGGCAGACCCAUUCUCUUGAGAGGCACACAGCAGUUUUAGUGGAGAGCAUCAAGAAGGGGAUUCGAGAUGCAGACUCCGAGGCAAGAGUAGAAGCCCGCAAGGCUUACUGGGGCCUGAGGAACCACUUUCCCGCCGAGACGGACGCCCUGUACAACUCCCUGGAGCCAUCUUACCAGAAGACCCUCCAGUCCUGCCUGAAAAGCUCCGGCAGCGUGGCGUCGCUUCCUCAGAGUGACCGCUCGUCGUCGUCAUCCCAGGAGAGCCUCAAUCGGCCUCUGUCUUCAAAGUGGUCGGCAGCACCGGGCCGAGUCCCCGCGGGGUCAAAGGGCGGGGUGCCAUCAGCCUCCCUGCAGCGAUCCCGUAGCGACGUGGACGUAAACGCCGCCACGGUCGCUAAGCAGCGGCACGUCGGGCAGGCCAAGGGAGCAGCCCGCAUGUGCCCUGGCUCCUACUCCUCACUGGAUGAUGCCUCUGAUAAAACGGAUGGUCGCAUGCGCGCCAAACAGCCAUUGUCCACUCCGAGCAGCAUGUCCAACCAGGUGGAUUCCAGAGGGCGGAGCCGCACCAAAAUGGUCUCCCAGUCACAACGUUCCGAAGAAUCCGAUUGCACACCAGCUGGCAGUCGCAGCGGCUCGCCCGGCCGCGUGCUGACCACCACGACGCUGAGCACCAUGAGCUCGGGGACCCACCGGGUGCUGGCGGGGACCACCGGGGACGGCCGGAGGCGCAGCCGCAUCCCUCGCAGCCAAGGCUGCUCCAGAGACUCCUCGCCCACCCGUCUGUCUGUCGCUCCCUCCAGCAUUAGCUCUGUUUACAAUGGCGCCAGCAGAGGAGCUCGGGGCAGUCGUAUCCCCCGGCCCAGUAUGAGUCAGGGCUGCAGCCGAGAGGCCAGCAGGGAGAGCAGCCGGGACACCAGCCCCGUUCGCUCCUUCACCCCCCUCGCCACACGGAGCUACUCUCGCUCCACUGGAGCUCUCCACACACCUGAUGCUUUUGGGGCUGCAGGGUCCAGUUUCGGCAUGGGUCAGUCCAGCCGCCUGUCAUCCUCGGUCAGCGCCAUGAGGGUCCUCAACACCGGCUCAGACGUAGAAGAGGCUCUUGCAGACGCGCUGCUGUUGGGAGACAUGCGGUCUAAGAAGAAGCCAGCACGGCGGCGGUACGAAAACUACAGCAUGUACUCGGACGACGACGCCAACAGCGACGCGUCCAGCGCCUGUUCAGAACGAUCCUACAGUUCCCGGAACGGAGGAGCCAUCCCCACGUACAUGAGGCAGACCGAGGACGUUGCCGAGGUGCUCAAUCGCUGUGCCAGCGCCAACUGGUCUGAGAGGAAAGAGGGCCUGUUGGGCCUCCAGGCCUUGUUGAAGAACCAGCGCACCCUCAGCCGUGUGGAGCUGAAGAGGUUGUGCGAAAUCUUCACCCGAAUGUUUGCCGACCCCCACAGCAAGCGAGACUCCGGCAGGGUGUACGGCACGGCAGAAUCCGGUAUAAGCUCAGCCUCCUUCAAGAGAGUGUUUAGUAUGUUCCUGGAGACGCUUGUGGACUUCAUCCAGGUCCACAAGGACGACCUGCAGGACUGGCUGUUUGUCCUGCUCACACAGCUGCUCAAGAAGAUGGGAGCGGACCUGCUGGGCUCCGUGCAGGCCAAAGUUCAGAGGGCGCUGGAUGUCACCCGCGAGUCCUUCCCCAAUGACCUCCAGUUCACCAUCCUUAUGCGGUUCACCAUGGACCAAACUCAGACUCCCAACCUCAAGGUGAAGGUGGCCAUCCUGAGGUACAUCGAGACGCUGACGCUACAGAUGGAAGCUCCUGACUUUGCCAACUCCAGCGAGACUCGGCUCGCCGUCUCCCGCAUCAUCACCUGGACGAGCGAACCCAAAAGCUCCGACGUCAGAAAGGCGGCCCAGUCGGUGCUGAUUGCACUCUUCCAGCUCAACACCCCCGAGUUUACCAUGCUGCUGGCGGCGCUGCCCAAAACCUUUCAGGACGGGGCCACCAAGCUCCUUCAAAACCACCUGAAAAACACGGGCAACGCGGCACAGGCAUCUAUGGGCAGCCCUCUGACGCGCCACACCCCUCGAUCUCCGGCCAGCUGGCCCAGCCCGGUUACCUCCCCCACCAACACCUCCCAUAACACGCCCUCACCAAGUGCAUUCGACUACGACACGGAGAACAUGAACUCCGAAGACAUCUACAGCUCGCUAAAAGGUGUCACCGAGGCCAUCCAGAACUUCAGCGUGCGCAGCCAAGAGGACAUGAACGACCCGCUCCAGCGGCGCGACGGAGACGAGGGCGGCAGCGGCAUGGAGUCGGUGGACGGCGGCCGCAUGGCUCUGGACAACAAGACAUCCCUCCUCAAUACGCCGCUGCUGUCCUCCAGCCCGAUGGAACAUCGCAGGCUGUUGAUGGACUCUCCCUUCAAACACAGCCGCAAAGAUAGCGGCCUGGACGACUCGGAGCAGCUCACCGACGACAGCAGCAUGGCCCAGUCGGAGCUGAUGGCCGAGCUGCUGAAGGAGCUGUCCAACCACAACGAACGCAUCGAGGAGCGCAAGGCGGCGCUGAGCAAGCUGCUCAAGCUGAUCCACGGAAACACCCUGCAGGUCUGGGACGAGCACUUCAAGACCAUCCUGCUGCUGCUGCUGGAGACCAUGGGCGACCGAGAGCACGUCAUCCGCACCCUGGCGCUGAGGGUUCUGCGGGAGAUCCUCAGCAAGCAGCCCUGGAGGUUCAAGAACUACGCCGAGCUCACCAUCAUGAAGGCCCUAGAAGCGCACAAAGACCCCCACAAGGAGGUGGUACGAGCGGCGGAAGAGACGGCGGCCAUGUUGGCGUUGUCCAUCAGUCCGGACCAGUGUAUCAAAGUGCUGUGUCCCAUCAUCCAGUCGGCCGACUACCCCAUCAACCUGGCAGCCAUCAAGAUGCAGACCAAGGUGGUGGAGAAGAUUUCUCGCGAGAGCCUCGCCGGUCUUUUGCCCGAAAUAGUGCCAGGACUCAUACAGGGCUAUGACAACUCCGAGAGCAGCGUGAGGAAAGCCUGCGUCUUCUGCUUGGUGGCCAUCUACGCCGUGAUCGGGGAGGACCUCAAACCGCACCUCAGCCAGCUGUCCAGCAGCAAGCUCAAGCUGUUGAAUCUCUACAUCAAGCGCGCCCAGUCGGGCUCCAGCGCCAGCGACCCCUCCGAGGGUCUAUAGGAGGAAGGCGCCUUCUUGUGGUACUGCAACCCCGCCGCCUGUUUUGUCGUCGUUGGCUCACGCGCGCCAAGAACUAAAAUACAUGGGUACACUUGUGGACUUGAGUCUGGACUUGACAGUGACACAUUAACCCGCUGCGCCUCCCCCCACCAGUGACGCUUGUCAAAUACACCCUCCACCUGGCCACCUGUUGUCACUCAUGGAUUAUGAAGAUAUAGAAAUGUCCGUCCUCCACCACCUCAUUGGCGUUACCACACCCUCUCUCCCUCCUCAAAAAGUAGCUCACUGGACUUUUAUUUUGGCGAGUUUACUUUAUUCGUCCCCUAAAAGUAAGGUGCCUGGUUUGUAUUAUUCAGUGGAGUCAAAAUCCAUGUGACAAAAUGUCCGCCCUUUUCAGGAAGUACACCACAAAAGGUAGCCUAUUUUAUAAUGAUUACAAUAUUCAAAUGGAAUAUGCCAUGUCGCCCUUGCUUUUCUCUGGCUCCUCCCCCUCAGUCACCUGAGAAAGGUGUAGGAAUGUAUGAUUUUAUUCCUCCUUCCAACAUCAUGUCCCCAGCUCGAUUCUACUUUUAUUAUUAUUAUUAUUAUUAUAACUCGCUCGUGUCUUUUAUGUAACAUUUUCACUCUUAUUUUGGCUCCUGACCCUCCCUCAUGUGUAUUUACAAAAUGUGCUUACGAUAAAAUAAAGAACUCGUUCAGAUCA